Misgurnus anguillicaudatus (oriental weatherfish) is the source of this 1806-nucleotide messenger RNA. Its product is annotated as TRPM8 channel-associated factor homolog. Gene Ontology annotation, biological process: positive regulation of protein targeting to membrane. The record is from RefSeq and is a predicted model, not a curated record. Gene Ontology annotation, cellular component: plasma membrane. NCBI's taxonomy places the organism in Eukaryota, Metazoa, Chordata, Actinopteri, Cypriniformes, Cobitidae. Gene Ontology annotation, molecular function: transmembrane transporter binding.
AUGGCAUGUGACUACUGCACUAUCAUGUCUGGUCUGAAGGACCUUGACCUCCAUGGAAAUGCGGUGCCUAGUGAUCUUGUGCUGAUCGGUGCAGAUGCCUUUCCACUUGCCAUGAAUCCAAGAGGUCAAGUUCUAAUUGCUGCAUCUCGUUACGGUCAGGGAUGUAUGGUGGUGUUGCGACAUGAAGGCUACUUGAGCCGUUUCCCCAGCCUGAUAGAGAAUGCCCUGAUGUGGCUCAUGCCAUGUACCAGUGAUGCCAGCAUUGUAGGGAUUCAGAGAAAAUUAGGUUCUGUAGCUGAUAACCUGCGCAACUCAUCUAUCAGCACAGAGCUUGGAGAUUUUCGGGAGGGAUUGGCUGUAUAUAUCACAGAUGCUUACAGCGUUGAUGAUUGUGCAAAGAAUAUGAUUGCUUUUCUCAAAGCUGGUGGUGGUUUGAUUAUUGCUGGACAAGCACGGCAUUGGGCUGAUACUCAUCCAAAGGAGAAUGUUUUUCUGAACUUCCCCGGAAACAAGGUGUGCAGCGUAGCAGGAAUUUACUUUACAGAACACCCAGGAGAACGUGGCGUAUUCCCAGUUUCUUCAAAUAUCCCUUCUAGUUGGCUUGCUGAUUUUAAGAAUGACCUAGAAAUCCUGCUGAAAGGUGUGCCUCAGUUUGACAUUCAAGGUUCGGUGGCAUCUGAGCUGACGGUGCAUGGACCAUUAGCAUUUCCUAUUGCAGUCACUCCAACUGGACAAACAUUCAUUGCCGGCGCUUACUACGGACAAGGACGGGUAAUUGUGGUAUCCCACGAAGGCUUCCUGGGCCGUGAAUCUCUGUCCACUUUCCUGAUUAAUGCUAUCAACUGGCUUGAUGAGGGGCGUAAAGGCGUUAUUGGCAUCAUACCAAGUCUCACAGAAGCCCAAAAGAUACUGACCAAAUCCGGUCUGAACUACCAGUUAACUAACUUCAGAGAAGAUCUCAGUGUCCACGUCUGCACUUCCUACAGUGAUGCCCAGUGUGAAAAGAUCCAAAUAUGCUGCUCUUGUAUUUAUGUAAUUCAAUGCUUUGUGCAUGCUGGAUAUCCCAUCAUGAUGCACUCCACCUCCGCCCCAGAACUUAUGAAACCAAAGAAAGCCAAUAAAAGUGAUUUGUGGGGAUUUAUACAUGAGCUUGGUCAUAACCAGCAGCGUGAAGUUUGGGAGUUUCGUCCAUACACAACUGAGUGCACCUGGAACCUGUGGUCAGUGUAUGUGCAUGAGAAUGUGCUUGGUAUUGACAGGGCUACUGCUCACGAAGCCAUGACCCUAAAAAAAUGGCAGGAUCGUGCCAGAGAUUAUGCCAAAGGUGGCAGGGAUUUGGAAAAAUGGACCAUGUGGACAGCACUGGAAACUUAUAUGCAGCUUCAAGACAAAUUUGGCUGGGAUGUUCACUCCGUGACAGAUGCCUUCAAGAAGGUUUUUGCAGCCUAUCAUAUCAUGACUGGGGUGCCCAAUAACAAUCCAGGCAAGAUGAAUCUGUAUGCUGAGACGUUCUCCAAGGUGGUGAAAAUGAAUCUGUCAUCCUUCUUCAAAGCCUGGGGUUGGCCGAUCGAGCCCAGCACUGAACAGAAGAUCUCUCAUCUCCCUAAGUGGAGCGAUCAUCCUAUGAAGCAGUAUGAAUAAGACACCUGAAAGAGUUUUUUAAUUACAGGGUGAAAUCUGAUUAAAAUAAGAUAUAAGAGUAGAUUGAUAUGGGUUGAUAGCCAGUGACUUCUUUUUCGAGGGUGCACAAUGUGAAGCUCGUCACAACAUUUACUGAGCCCGUCAUGUGUUCAGCGCGUCAUGUGA